Molecule: messenger RNA, 835 nt
Organism: Malaclemys terrapin pileata
Lineage: Eukaryota; Metazoa; Chordata; Testudines; Emydidae
Product: SRRM2 protein homolog rsr-2-like
Exons: 2
Coding region: 219-761 (180 amino acids)
Source: RefSeq, a predicted model, not a curated record
CCACUACCCCACCUGUGAUCGUGGAUUCUGGGUCGGGGAUAGUCUCAUCAGCGACGCCUGAGGAUUCUGCCGAUGGGGGAGAGGAGGAGGAGGAGGAUGAGGAUGAGCUUGCAGAGAGCACACAGCACUCCAUUCUCCCCAACAGCCAGGAUCUUUUUCUCACCCUGACUGAAGUACCCUCCCAAGCCUCCCAAGCCAGUACCCAAGACUCUGACCCCAUGGAAGGGACCUCAGCAGCUGCAAAUUCCUCAAGCCUCCCUCCUCCAUCCCGAAGGUUAUCACAGAUAAGGCGUCGUAAGAAGAGAACGCGAGACGAGAUAUUUUCUGAAAUUAUGGAAUCCAGCCGCAGUGACAGAGCUCAUCUGAAUGAGUGGAAGGAAACAGUUUCAAAGUAUAGGAAAGAAGCCAGUGAACGUGAGGACAGGAGGGACCAACGUGAGGACAUGAGGGACCAACGUGAGGACAGGAGGGACCAACGUGAGGAGAGGAGGGACCAACGUGAGGAGAGGAGAGACGCUCGAGAUGAGAGGUGGCGGCAGGAAGACAAGAGGAGGCAGGAUGCAAAGCUGGGGCUGCUGCGUGAGCAAACAGACAUGCUCUGGCGUCUGGUGGAGCUUCAGGAACGGCUGCUGGAAAACAGACUGCCGCUUCAGCCCCUGUUCCACCCUCCCCCCUCCCCAUGUUCCGUAUCCUCCUCACCCAGACGUGUAAGAACACGGGGGGGGGGAGGCUCCGUACACCUUCCCAUUCCACCCCAGUAGACAGCCCAUGCAAAAGGCUGUCAUUUUUUUAACCUUUUCUUUGUGGCUUUUUCCUUCCCAGCAAUCCUCCUCCC